UUAUUAUUAUAAAAAUCACAUAUAUCGAUAAAGAUUACUUAAAUAAGUUAAUUCGUUUCAUAUCGUAGACGUAAAUAUUGGUUUGUUCUAGUCACGUGAUUUGGGUCAAAGGAAGCAUGUUCGGCAAGAACGAAACAUGGCAGCAGCUGCAAGUGGAAAAAGGGUGUUUGAAGUUUUUGUGUCUAAAGUCCCAUGGACGAUCGCAACAAAAGAGAUCAGGGAUUACUUUGGGCAGUUUGGCCAGGUGAAGAAAUGUCUCUUGCCCUUUGAUAAAGAGACAGGAUUUCAUCGGGGGUUUUGCUGGAUCGGGUUCAGUACAGAAGAGGGACUUCAGAAUGCACUACAGAAAGAUCCCCACAUCAUUGAGGAUGCAAAGCUCCAGGUACAAAGAAACAGAAAAACAUUAAUUGGAAGAAAAUCUAACAAAGAAGCAGAAGAAAGCUGAAAAUGUCUAUUUUUUUGUUUUGUUUUUAAAACCAUCCAGCAUCAAAUGUUAUGAGUAACACAGAUUUGUUAUUUAUUAUGUCCCGUCCCCCCACCCCAUGAAACCUAUAUGUAUACACUGACUGCAUGUCUAAUGUGUUUUUUCCCUAUGAAAGUUAUUAUGAAAUGUAAAAUAACACAAGUCAAAUAAAAUAUUAUUUGGAAAUAUUUUAGAAAGUAA
This is a messenger RNA of Xyrauchen texanus (razorback sucker), 664 nucleotides long. Its product is annotated as SRA stem-loop-interacting RNA-binding protein, mitochondrial-like. The transcript has 4 exons. The record is from RefSeq and is a predicted model, not a curated record. NCBI's taxonomy places the organism in Eukaryota, Metazoa, Chordata, Actinopteri, Cypriniformes, Catostomidae. The coding region runs from base 137 to 445 and encodes 102 amino acids. Gene Ontology annotation, molecular function: RNA binding.